Molecule: messenger RNA, 1574 nt
Organism: Pogoniulus pusillus (Red-fronted tinkerbird)
Lineage: Eukaryota; Metazoa; Chordata; Aves; Piciformes; Lybiidae
Gene: YWHAG
Product: tyrosine 3-monooxygenase/tryptophan 5-monooxygenase activation protein gamma
Exons: 2
Coding region: 209-952 (247 amino acids)
Biological process (GO): signal transduction; intracellular protein localization
Cellular component (GO): cytoplasm
Molecular function (GO): protein kinase C binding
Source: RefSeq, a predicted model, not a curated record
GGCAGGGGGGUUGUGGUGGCCCCGCGGCGCACGCACAGCACCGGGUGCAGCCGCCGUCGCCUCCAGCCGCAGCAGCGCCCGUUCUCCUCCUCCUCCUUCCUCCUCCUCUUUCCUUCCUUCCUCCCGAAGCCAACCCUUCCUCCUCCUCCUCCUCUUCCUCCUCCUCAUCCCGGAGCCUUCCUCGCCCUCUUUCCCCGGCCCCGUGAAGAUGGUGGACCGCGAGCAGCUGGUGCAGAAGGCCCGGUUGGCCGAGCAAGCCGAGCGAUACGACGACAUGGCGGCCGCCAUGAAGAACGUGACGGAGCUGAACGAGCCCCUGUCCAACGAGGAGAGGAACCUGCUCUCGGUGGCCUACAAGAACGUGGUGGGGGCGCGGCGCUCCUCCUGGCGAGUCAUCAGCAGCAUCGAGCAGAAGACCUCCGCCGACGGCAACGAGAAGAAGAUCGAGAUGGUGAGGGCUUACCGCGAGAAGAUCGAGAAGGAGCUGGAAGCCGUCUGCCAGGACGUGCUGAGCCUGCUGGACAACUACCUGAUCAAGAACUGCAGCGAGACGCAGUACGAGAGCAAAGUCUUCUACCUGAAGAUGAAGGGGGACUAUUACCGCUACCUGGCCGAGGUGGCCACCGGCGAGAAGAGGGCGACCGUGGUGGAGUCCUCGGAGAAAGCCUAUAGCGAAGCCCACGAGAUCAGCAAGGAGCACAUGCAGCCCACCCACCCCAUCCGCCUGGGGCUGGCCCUCAACUACUCGGUUUUCUACUACGAGAUCCAGAACGCCCCGGAGCAGGCCUGCCACCUGGCCAAGACCGCCUUCGACGACGCCAUCGCCGAGCUCGACACCCUCAACGAGGACUCCUACAAGGACUCAACGCUCAUCAUGCAGCUCCUCCGCGACAACCUAACGCUCUGGACGAGCGAUCAGCAAGACGACGACGGCGGCGAAGGCAACAACUAAGGAAGCAACCCCCCCCCCCUUAAACCUGGAUGGACUGGCAGCCGCACGCUGAUGCUAACUACUGCAGUCUUUCAUUUGUUUCCCACCAGUGGGGGAGGGGGUUCAGGGGGUUGGGGGGGGGGAGGGGAGGGACAGGGAAGAAGGGGAGGGGAGGGGGGGGGGAGGGGAAAAAUCAAACCCUUCCCCGGGAGGGCUUCCCCGCACCCCACACCCCCCACGACCUGUCCUUGAUUGCCUCUCGUUGACGUUUUUUUGCCAAAACACCACUAGUGGAAGUCAGGCUGUGGCUGUGUGCUGGUAUGGAAUUGCAGCCUCACUGGCGUAUGGACUGUUCUGUAGAUUUAAUUAAUCCAAGUGGAGCUGUCUUUAAUUUAAACUUUAUUGCUAGAAAUCAAAACAAACAAACAAACAAACAAACAAAAAAAAAAACCCCAACAAAACACACAGGGAAAAAAAAAAAAGGAAAAAAAAAAAGAUAAAAAAGAGGAAAAAAAACAAAAAAAAAAAAAGAGGGUUUUUUUUUUGUUGUUGUUGAUAUUGAGUCUGAUCCACCUGGCUGGAAUGGCCCUCGAGUGGAAGGGAAGGAAAUCUCCAGCCACAAAAAAAAACACACACACACACA